This is a messenger RNA of Drosophila hydei, 1129 nucleotides long. RefSeq lists its product as uncharacterized. The record is from RefSeq and is a predicted model, not a curated record. The transcript has a single exon. NCBI's taxonomy places the organism in Eukaryota, Metazoa, Arthropoda, Insecta, Diptera, Drosophilidae. The coding region runs from base 158 to 1045 and encodes 295 amino acids.
UCGAGUAUCCCAUAUAUAUAGACAUAUACAAAACAAUUGAAACAAUAUGAAAAUCUGACGUAGGUAUGAAAAAUCCGGAAAAAAACUACUACAAAAAUUAUUUAGGUAAAUUAUUUAAUAUUUUAAACGAAUUUGGAGUUAAAAUUUGACCGUCCCAAUGAGCCGUCGCUGUGUGGUCUGUGGCAAGGAAUUUGCCAGUGAUGCCAUCGAUUCCGCGUGUCAUUAUCCCAAAAAUCAGAAAGAGGCACAGAUUUGGCAGAAAAGUUUGGGAACCUUCGCUUCCUCUGUAGAGAGUAUUGCUAAAUACUGCUGUGUCUGUAUCGAGCAUAUACCACAGUUUGUGGAACGCACUCAGAAGGAGGCGUCACUCAUUAAGGACCAAUGCAAUCAGAAAAAUUGGAAGACACCACCUUUAAAUCGACCUUCUCUCCAGGUACUUCUUCUGUCAGGUGCUACGUUGUCCCCUUGUUUCGACACAUCCAAAUCGGGAGAUAAUGACCAGAAGGAAGACAGUUUGGACGAAGAAAUCUUUGUGAGGGAAUCCGAGUAUAAGGAUUGUGGUCUCCCCAUGCUUAACAUUGAAGACACGAAAGUGAAAACCAGUCAAGAAUGCGGAGAUAUUGGUAGCCUGUGCAACUGCACGGAUGUUUUAUUGCUGGGCCGCAGUCAGCCCGUCACUCAUCCAUGCAAAUGCGAGGCAUGUUCCCCAAAGCCACAUAUACAAAACGUUGAUCAGUGUAGCAGUGUCGAGUGUAAAUGCCAAAUGCGCCUGCAGAUGGGAGGAAUAAUCCAAAAGCAACAACAGCGUAUCUCUGAGCUAGAGACUAUGCUCUGUCGCCAGAACGAGUGGUAUAUGACGUUACAGCACAAAAUGAAUGAGUUAUAUGCUGAUUUUGGCCGCUUAGGUCAUAUUGACACAUUCAACGAUAAUCAAAAUCAGCAUCCAAGUCAGAAACAGCUAAGUUCAAAGGCCGAAUCUGAACACACAAUAGCAUCCAACAGGCAAGGAUGCAGGUGUCCAACUAAUAACAUGCAGCCAAAGUAACGGAUCUUUCGUGUAUACUCUACAGUAUAAAUCAUAGUUUUCGAUCUCAUUGAACUAAUCAAUAAAUAUACAUGUCUAAAAAUA